This is a messenger RNA of Prorocentrum cordatum, 782 nucleotides long. NCBI's taxonomy places the organism in Eukaryota, Dinophyceae, Prorocentrales, Prorocentraceae. The record is from the annotation of a GenBank genome assembly.
AAAAAAGUUCACCUCGACAUGGUUCGGCCGCAAACAUUCUGGCUCGAGUGAGGCGCCUUGCAUCACUGGCAUCUCGCCGCAGAUUCUUUGGCUUUUGUGAGGACCUUCCGUCGCAAGGUAGACAACGAAGAAAUGGCUGCCUCUAUGUCGCCCCUGCUGCUCAUGGCAGUCGCCUGCGCUUCAGUGGCCCCGGGGGUCUCGGCCAGUCGCCUGAACCUGACCAUCCCCAGCAACCAGAAGGUGACCAUUGAUGGCGUUGAGGUGUACUCUCAGUCCGCCGGGUUCGGUAUCUUGAACUCGUGCCAGCAGUUCGCCAGCGAGGCCGUCUCGGACGAAAGCAAGCCUUCGAUCACGGUGUGUGGCACGGGCACCAAGGUCCACCGUGUACUUGAGGAACCGCUGCGUGGGGUACCACGAGUACAGUCACUCGAUCGGCGCGUGCGACUCGAGCGCCGCGAGCACCACGUGUGUCACAGACAGCCCCGCCACGGUUCAGUGGAUGUCCACCGCGCAGAGCUACACGGUGGAGCAGUGCUGAGUCCUGAGGAGGAGGAGGGGGAGGAGGAGGAGACGAAGUGGAGGAGGAGGAGGUGGAGGAGGAGGAGGCCAUGGAGGCUUCUGGCAUGUCUUGAGACUCCAGUGCUCUUCUUGUGGCUUGGAGGGUGCUUGCAGUGCUGCGCCGCGUGCCACUGGCGGUAGCAGAGGGAGAAAAGCCAUUGUGCCUCUCGAUCGGGUGCGCUGCACCCCUCCUGAUCUUUCGUAAGCUCUGGUGUCCAAGGCCG